UGGAAGUAAAGCGGCAUUUGUCUAUUUGCUACCCGUUGAAUUAUAUGCUUGAAAUGCUUCACACUCCUGUGCAAAUGUACAAGUGAUGCCCCUUCAGUCAUUGUGCGUUCAUAAAUAGGUCUUGUCACAAUGCUCAAAGAGAACGAUGGAUCCUAAAGCGAUUUUCAUAAUUUUCAUGCUCUUUGCGUUUCCAAUCAGCGCACGUUAUCUGACAGUUAAGAAGAGAGACCUGAUAGGUGACUCGCCUCCAAAUAUAAAAGAGGGAGAUGUGGAGUGCUUUUCUGAGUACAUGGAACUCUGGAUCCACAGAAUGAGGAUAGAAGGGCUGAGGCUCUGGCUUUCCGGAACCCUGAGAAUUCCAGUCAGUCUGGUGUCCCUGGAUCACCUGAACCUGCAGCUGUCUAUCUGUGGAUACUCACUGCACAGAGAUCCAGAGAGAAACUACGUCUUCAGAGUCAUGUACAGCGGCUGUUUUGUCCAGCUGGAGCAUGGCAACUAUGUAAUAGUGCUGAAUUUGUCGAAGCGAAUCAAUAGGUUUGGAGGCCGAACCAGCAGCUUUGUCAUGAAAUGUCCAGAGGUUAUUCCGCCUACUAGUGGUGAACACAUUUACUGCGACCCCAACUUCAUACAGGUAACCAGGCAAAUUCCACUAGAUAGCUGGAACAACAAGCUCCAGUGGUCUCUGGCCCUGAGAGGGAAGCUGGUGGUGGCCCUGGAGGAUGCCAGCCUGGUCAAUCUGAGUGCUGAAAUCAACGGCUCUGACAUCACUGUGCAAGGAAGGAGAGACGUUAUGACCUUAGAGACGGUGAUGGGAAAAUCUGAGGAAUUCCUGCCCCUCAAGCUGGUCAGCGGUAACUACGCAUACAGCAUGGAAGCCAGCUGCCCCAGAGUGUCCAGCUCCCCGUCAGGAGAGACAGUGCUGCUCAUCUUCAAGCGGCGCGCGGGCCUGACGAAGCGCGGCGCUGAGAGAGAGGCACUGUCCCUCAGCCACGUGUCCGUCAGCCGGGCCGGCUCCUUCUCCGCGUCCGAGAGCGCGGACUUCGUCCGGCUCGCCGUCCCCACCGCCCACAUCCUGCAGACCAAGAACUGCACGGGUCCAGCAGGAGGCGCCCUGCUGCAGCCUUUCUUUAGCCUGUCCGUGGUGCUCACCUUUAAUGAGACGCCUCACAAGGUGAACUGGAGCAUCGAUAACGUCUUUCCCUGCGGAGCAUCAGCAGGCCCGUAUCAAGUGGUGACACAGACACAGGAAGAGCCCUCCUCAGUGCUGCAGUCUCCUCAGGCCUGGUCCAGCCCCCCAGCUGUCCCCAGCACUGUACACCCUGCCCUUCACCUGACACCUACGAGCCAAACACUGCCUACGGAGACUGUCACCAUGGAGACGCCCUCUUCUUCAGUGCUGCUUUCACCUGGACAGGCUUUUGGAGUCACAGCCAUACCCACCCUGGCCACAGAGGUGCUGCCAGGUGUUGCUCCCAAAAUUACUCAGGGGAAUGUGCACCCUGUAACCUCAGUGAGUCCCACGAUCCUUAGCUCAGCACCCCCAGCCAUCACCCAGGCCACAGUGCCACAUGUGACUCCUGCAGGACCUGACCUUCGACCUCCCUCACGGCUGGAGUCAGGACGUCCCGUAACUGAGCCUCAUUCAGCGUCUCUUUGGAUUGAGGAAGGGGCGCAGCCUACCGCAAACCGUCCUGGCGCAGCAGGGGCCUUGAGCCCUGGGCGAGAGGGGACUUCAGAUCCCCCGCAAUCCUCUGCUGGUCUCCACGGAGACAGCCUAUCUGCCGGGCCCACAGAGAGCACGUCAUGGAUGAGCGGCGGUGCGUUCUCUGUGCACUCUGUGUUCUCUCACAUGGAAAAAAUGGAAAAUGGCACCGCUGAAGAACAGAACUCCACGUCUCUCAGCAACUCUGAGUCCACUGGGGAUUACCCCUUAGAGGAACACAACCACACAGGAGAGCACAGCCACACAGGGGAGCACAACCAUACAGGGGAGUACAACCACACAGGGGAGCACAACCACACAGAAGAGCACAACUACACAGGGGAGCACAACCACACAGGGGAGCACAGCCACACAGGGGAGCACAGCCACAUAGAGGAGCACAGUCACACAGGGGAGCACAACCAUACAGGGGAGUACAACCACACAGAGGAGCACAGAGCGCGGGCGGCUGUGGCCGCCGUGGCGGGAGGCGACGGUGACAGCGAGCAGACGCCCGCCAUCGCGUCUCCGCUCCCCGCGGCCUCGGGGCAGAGAUUACCCUGGGACGGCCGGGCCAUCCGUUCCCUAAAUACCUGGCAGUCCGCUGCAGCGCAGUUUCUCUCCUCUCCUCUCCGCGGGGCGCGGGUGUGGGCGCUGCACCCGCUGUGGGCGCAGGGCUGGGUAUUACCCAGCGCGCUCCCCCAGGGCCCUCGCCACCUCUCACCCGGCAACGGCUGCUCCCCGAUGAGUCGGGCCCGGCCCGUCGCCAUGCCUACGCGCUGGAGCCGCGGCGGUUAG
Messenger RNA from Anguilla anguilla (European eel), 2500 nucleotides. RefSeq names its product chromosome 11 C1orf127 homolog (gene ciroz). The transcript is spliced from 16 exons. The coding region runs from base 146 to 2500 and encodes 784 amino acids. The record is from RefSeq and is a predicted model, not a curated record. Lineage: Eukaryota; Metazoa; Chordata; Actinopteri; Anguilliformes; Anguillidae.